Messenger RNA from Paramecium tetraurelia, 3348 nucleotides. RefSeq lists its product as uncharacterized. NCBI's taxonomy places the organism in Eukaryota, Ciliophora, Oligohymenophorea, Peniculida, Parameciidae. The transcript is spliced from 11 exons. Gene Ontology annotation, cellular component: cytosol; nuclear envelope. Gene Ontology annotation, biological process: protein import into nucleus. Gene Ontology annotation, molecular function: small GTPase binding. The record is from RefSeq and is a predicted model, not a curated record.
AUGGCCGAAGCUACGCCAGAAAUAACUCUUUAAGUGUAUGUAAAAGCAUUAGAAAAUUUACAAAAUGCUUAUGAAAUCCUCCACACACCUUAUCCCAAUUUUAUGGUUGAGAGUACUAAAAUGAUGGUGUCUCCUGAAUAUCCAGUGGAAAUAAGAUUGAAGAUUGGGAUACUAUUGAAGGGUGUAUUGAUUGAAUAAUGGGAAUCAAUAUAGCCAUCACGAAAAGUGAUACGCGAACUCUUAUUGAAUGGUCUUGUAAUGAAUGUUUCAAAUAUGCCAAUUAUUGAGUUAAUUUCAUCCAUAAUAGUGUAAAUAAUAUGUCUUGACCCAAGUCAUAUUUGGCCAAAUCCAUUGAUUGAAUUGUUAAAUUGGAUGGACGACUUUAAUGCCAUAGAAUCAAGCUUGGAAUUAUUUUUGCAAUUAUUUGGAAAACUAAGUGAAACCAAUGGUGAAUAACAAACCUUAUGUAAAGAGAUUGUCCCCUCAGUCCUCGAGAAAGGCUUCAGUAUAUUCGCCUAACCAGAAUUGAAUGAGAAGCUAAGAGAGAAAAUAUUGUUAUUGGUUUACUUGGUAUUCAGAUCAAUAUCCUUUGCUGAUGGAACUGACAAUUCUUUUGUCAACAAAUGUCUAGAUUCGACAUUUUAAAUAUGGAUGUCAUUAUUUUUAUCUGCAUUAUAAACAUCCCCCAAAUCACACAUUUUCAUCAAGAAGUUAGUGUUAAAGAUAUUGAUUGUUGUCUUUAGAGACUUUGGAGUCUACAGUAGAAAAUCAUUGUCAUUAUCAUUGAUUCCUGUCUGGAAAUUCUUCAAUUCAAUUACCUAGUUAUAUGUUGGUCACAUUGUUUACCAAAUCGAUAUUGAACACAUUGACAGUUUGUUUUCUGAAGAAUCCAAAGAAUUGCCUCAGACUAAUUAGAGAAUUAUCAAUCUGCAAAAUGAUAUCGAAUACAAAUAUUUAAAUGAAGAUGAUGAUUAUGAUAAUCACAUUGAGGGUCUUUGUGCCUAUUCAAUUGAGUUGAUAACUAUCUUAGUUACUAAGCCUGCUUUAUAUAACCUAAUUAAGUUUGGUACCUUCCCAUUACUGAAUACGUUGGCAACAUUCCUGAUUGCUACCAAAGAUUAGGAAAGAUAAUGGGUUAAAGAUCCCAGUUAUUUCAUUCUCAAUGACGAAGAAGAAUUGCUGUAGAAAAGUGUUAGAACCCUUGCCUUGAGAUUGAUCAAUGAUAUCAUUGAAAAAUACGGAGACACCUUUGUCCAGUAGAUAUUGAUGGUAGGUGAGAAAUUGAUAUUGAAUCGCGAUGAAAAAGAAUUCAUCGAAUUGGCUCAAUAAAUUAUAUCAAAAUUGAAUUUCCAAGAAUUGAAAGGACAACAAUCCAAAGAAUUUGAUUAGGAUAGUGUAAUGUAAUUCAUGAAGACGUCUGCCAUCUAUGUUACUAAUUCAUUCUACUUAAAAUCCUUUAUUUAAAAACGAAAGGAGACUGGAUAUCUAUUGUUGGGUAGUUUUUCUGAAGAUAUUAUUGUUUUCCAAUAAAAACAUGAGAGCACUUUCGAUAUUAAGAAAUGUAUGCAGAACAUAUUAAUUGAGUUGGAAAGAUAAAAUUCAAGUAGUUUAUAGGCUCGAGCCAUUUGGAGUACAACAAAAUACUCUGAGUUGAUUAGUCAUUAAUUUAAAGAAUUGUUAGUGCCCUUCUUCGAAUCAGUACUCAAUUAUUUGAAAUCUGAAUAUCCUAUCACUUUGAAAAUUGUAUCAGUCAAAGCAUUAGGAAAUUAUGCCACAAAAAUUAAUAAAUACAACAUUGCUUUUCAGUAUAAAGCAGAAAUAAUGGAUUUAAUAUUGCAAGUAUUACAAGAGGCUAGCCAAGAUUAAAUUAUCUAUGUCUUAGAAUCAACCAUUAAUUUAGUUAGAUUUUCAAGCAUUCUGGCUACCACCUUAGCAAAAAAUGGAUCCAAAAUUUUAUUAUCAUUCUUUAGUAUCUUUCAUACUGAAUCCAUCGUUAUUAAACAAUUUAAUGAAUUAAUAAUGAGGAUUUGCUAAUGUAAAGAUGCUUAUCCACAUAUUUUUGAUGUAUUCUGUCCAUUUAUCAUGGAUUGCUUCUAAGUGUUUUAUGAGGAUAUGAAUAAAAUUUAGGAUAAAAGUAAGAUGAAACCAACAGAUAUUGGAUUAAUGAGUGCCAUUAUGCAUCUGACUUCCAUUUUCAUCAAAUACUGUUCUGACAACAAGGCUUAAGAAGCAUUCAUUAAUUUAUUGCCUUCUAUGGUUAAUCUAAUUUUGAUUAAUGAAGAUCCACAAUUAUAAGUACACACUAGUUAGUGCUUAAAAAACUUCAUUAUUAUUGAGACUGGAUAAAUUCUGAAAAUGAAUCUUGUCUAAGAUGUAAUGAAGGUAAAUCUGAAAUUAUUGGAAGUGCCUCAGAACUCUGCUAAUGAAUCAGCAUCAUUAUUUGCUGGAAAUUUGGUGAUGAUAACAAUCAACAACUUAUUAGAUGGAAAUCCAGAUAUCAAUUUAUUAAAAUCUGUUGUCUUCAAGAUCUAUAGAUCUAGAAUGCCAUCUACUGUCCAAUCCUUGGUUUUGGUGUAUGCCAGAAUGAUCAUUGAAAAACCAAAAGAAUCCAUCAAUUUCUUGACCUCUUGGAGUAUUGAUAAUAGAAUGGCUCUUAAAGUCUUAAUUGAUAAAUGGCUAUUGCAAUAACCUUUGUUUAGAGGAAAAGGCACAAAGAAUGCCACCUUCACUGCUCUAAUGAAACUAUUUUUAUUGAAGGAUAAGACUCUAGAGAAUCUAUUAGUUAUAGGCUACAAUCCCAGUCAUCAAAAUAUAAAUAGUGACGUUUAUGCUCCUUUCAAGAUAUUGUCCUUAUUGAUUAGAUGUUUAGAUAAUGAAAUCACUCCUCAUACUCAAAAUAACAAUGAUAUCAAAUAAGAUGAUGAAAGAUUAGAGGUUGAAGAUGAUGACGAUGAAGUGAUCAAAAAGGAUUAAUUUUAAGAUCAAGUUGAUGUUGAAAUUGAAAAGAUCAAGGAUGAUGAAGAAUAGGACAUAGCAGAAAGAUUUGCGUCAUUGGAUCCAAAGGAGAAGAAGGACAAAGGAUUAGCAGAUCUUGAAACAGGCUCAACAUUGUAUAUGAGUGAAUUCCUAGAUUUCAAUUAGGAAGUUGGAGAAGAAUGCGAUGAAACUACUGAAGAAGAUUUAACUUAUCUUAAAGAUCCUUGUUUAAAUAUCAAUUUAGUGGAAGCUCUCAAGGACUUUUUCUAAAAUUUAGUAAAGAACGAUCCAGAUUAUUUAAAAUUCUGUCUUAAAAAUUUGCUUAAAGAAGAUAUCAAUCUAUUAUAGAAAUAUAUCAAGCUUAAUUUCUGA